AUGCCUGCGCCGGUCGAGUCAUCCAAGAAGCGCAAAUCUGUCAAAAAUGGAGGUGCCCCUUCCAAGCGUCGUGCCGUGGCUGAGGAGGAUACCUUCGCCGAGACCUUGUCUAAAAUCCAAGAGCUCGAAAAUCAGAUUACCGAGUCGCGCAAACACUAUAACAAUAUUGCGACCUUGAUUUCCAUGUUAAAUGUCGAACCCUCCGCCAAGGAACCCGAAUUGGCCGUCGCCGUCGCUCUGUGUCGAGUCUUCAGUCGACUCAUUGCCGCCGGCAAUUUGACCGAAUCCAACCGCGCCGCUGAAAACGAGAAGAUUAUUGUUGCUUGGUUGAAGGAGCGAUGUCUGGAAUACCAGCGCGCACUGAUGGCAAUCAUGCGUGAGGCCGACCCUACCUCCCAAAUCACCGCUUUGACGCUGGCCAUGCGUCUUGUGAAGGAGCGCAUCACCCACAUCCCCGGUGCCGACAACAAUAUUUGGGCUACCUUGUUCAAGGAUAUUCUCGCGGCCGUCGUCGAGGCGAACAAUGGUCAGGAUCUUCAAACCGAGUUUGUUACCAAAUUCGUGAAAGAGUUCGAGGAUGUGCGGUUCUUCACAUUCGUACAAUUAGCUGAAUAUGCCGACGUGCGAAGAAGUCCCGAAACCCUUGAUACUCUCGUUUCGAUCCUCUCCUCCUGCGACGACGCCCCCGCCGCCGACCACGAAUUCGAAUCCUUCUUCGUCCCCCGCGAGACCAAAACCAAGCAGCUCAACUCCGUCAACGCCCACAAGAAGCGAGCCCAGGAAGCAUGGCUCGCCAUCCUGCGAAACAACCUCUCCCAAACGCAACGAAAGAACCUCCUCCGCAUCAUGGUCCACAACAUUGAGCCCUGGUUCAGCCGACCCGAGCUACUCAUGGACUUCCUGACAGACUCGUACAACGUGGGCGGCGCCACCUCCCUCCUCGCCCUGUCCGGUCUAUUCUACCUCAUCCAAGAGAAGAACCUCGACUACCCGCAAUUCUACACAAAACUCUACUCCCUCCUGGACGCCGACCUCCUCCACUCCAAGCACCGCUCCCGCUUCUUCCGCCUCCUAAACACCUUCCUCGCCUCAACCCAUCUUCCCGCAACCCUAGUAGCAAGUUUCCUCAAGCGUCUCUCCCGCCUCGCGCUCAACGCACCCCCCUCCGCAAUCGUCGUCAUCGUGCCAUUCAUGUACAACAUCUUCAAAGACCACCCAACCUGCACAUUCAUGAUGCACCGCACAAUCCGCGACAAGGACGUUGCCGCUGACGUCGAGAAAUACGGCAUGGACGAUCCCUUUGAUAGCAACGAAUCAGAUCCCACCCGCACCAACGCGAUCGAGAGCAGUUUGUGGGAAAUCGAGACCCUCCAAUCUCACUACCACCCCAAUGUCGCCGCCAUCGCGCGCAUUAUCUCCGAACAGUUCACCAAGCAGGCGUACAACCUGGAAGACUUUUUGGACCACACGUACCAGGGUAUGGUGGAGUCUGAUCUUGGGACGGGAGAGCGUGUGCUUAGGAAGACACCUGUUGUGGAGUACCAGAUCCCCAAGCGUAUCUUUACGGACCGGUUGUUGGAAGAGGAUGGGGGUGUUGAUUCGGGCCCGGCUGCGUUUUUGCGCGAGUUUUGGGAUUUCUGA
Penicillium waksmanii is the source of this 1641-nucleotide messenger RNA. It is a transcript of the gene noc4, whose product is annotated as ribosome biosynthesis protein NOC4. Gene Ontology annotation, biological process: ribosome biogenesis. The record is from RefSeq and is a predicted model, not a curated record. Lineage: Eukaryota; Fungi; Ascomycota; Eurotiomycetes; Eurotiales; Aspergillaceae. The transcript is spliced from 2 exons. The coding region runs from base 1 to 1641 and encodes 546 amino acids. Gene Ontology annotation, cellular component: nucleolus; small-subunit processome; Noc4p-Nop14p complex.